GGCUCACGGGGAAGCUAUCUACAAGGAUGCCACGCCAUGCCCGUGGGUCCAAGGGUUAAACAAGAAGAAGAUGGGGCCACCAAGUAGCGGGCUCGUGGGGUCAUAGGUUGAGGGGUUGCGUUUGCUUGCUCGUUGUCGUUGCUUCGUCUGUUGAUAAGAAAAGAGAGCGGAGAAAUUUUCUUCGGGGGUCGCGUGUUUUUGGUUUAAGUGUUUAUGGUUUAAGUGUUUUUGGCUGAGGUGUUCUUGGUUCGGGUAUGUUUGGUUGAGAGAUUGGCGGGGACGUUGUUGAUUUUUUAUUCAGCUCUUUAAUAUUUAUGUAUGGUCGAUAGUAUAGGAUGCGAAAUCGAAACUCGGACAUCUCCGCUAGAAUGCAUAAGGAAAGACGAGAUGAAGCUGGACUCCGACUUGACGUAAAAUGCGAGAUUUUUCAAUGACGUGAACCACAAGAACACUGUUUUUCGUUUUCUGAAGAGAUUUUGAAGUGCGGGCACUUUCUCGUCGUAGCAUGCUCGGUAGUUUUUCUUUUCUUGAUGAAGUUCCAAUUGAAGUUGAACUUGCUCAUAGAUGUGUUUCAUCGAUGUGCUCAUGUUCAUUAAUUAUUGGCCUUAUCUUCUUGUUCAUGCCCUAGAUCAAAAUGGCUUCAUCACCGUUCGGGCCACCGACGCCGUCCCCUGUGACGCAUGCGAGUUCUAGUCCAGUGACUCAAUUUGAGCAGAAGUGGAACGCUUGGAACGAAGAGCGGGAUGCGAAGGAUGCCGCGUCGCCCACCGUACUCGUUGUCGGCCUCGGUUUUGCCGGUAUCAAUGUCGUCAAGGGUUUGGCGAGUGACGACCGAUUUCACCGGAUUAUCGCUGUAGAUCCAAAAGCCUAUUUUGAGUUCACGCCUGGAACGAUUCGAGCUGCGGCUGUGCUCGGCAGUGAGGGUUCUCGAGGCGCGACCCAGGCGAAGAGGAAAAGCGGUCCUCUUGGGUCCAUCAGCUCCAUGCUCACGAACAAUUACACGCACUUUCUCUACAAAAAUCCGAAGUCGGACAGAAUUUUAGGUCUGGAAAAACAGUAUUCGGACAAAGUCGAAAUCGUUUGUGGCCGCGUCACCUACAUCUCUCCCACUCCCACCACGACUCAUGGCCUUUCUUCUAUUGCUCCCGAAGGACUGGACGGAGACGAUCAGGACACACGCACUAGUAGAGCAGAUCACGACGACGAACAGCUGCAGGAAAAUGAGUACCAAAUUGGACAAGGCGCAAGCGGUGGCGUUGCAACUGUCUCCGUUCUACCAGUUUUCUCGGACAGCAGCAUGAAAAUUCGAAGCAUUCGCUUUGACUACGUUGUCAUUUGCACGGGAUCUCCGUAUACCAUAUGGAAAUGUCCCGAAGGCUAUGCGGCUAUGCGCGUUAGCGCGUCAUCGCUUUUGUCUUAUGCACGGCUCUACUACAGUUUAACACUUGGAAGCUACUUGUAUAAUUUGCUUGGGAUAUAAUUAGUGCUCCAGAAGUCUGUCAAUCAAUUAUAUAAUUUCAGUACAGCGCUCCUUCAUCACAGGACGAUUGUUACAACUCGUCAUCUUGUUCCACCUUUUUCACGGAUUGCUAUACAUAGUUGUUUGAAUUUGAUGAUGAUUUGCAAGGUUACUGUGAUCCCGAUUCGGUGAAAAGAACGUGCAUCACUAUUAUUUCCCCUAAUCCUUUUCUUCCCGCGAAUCCGUAAAGGUCCGAAAGAUUGCGCUUGGUGAGUCACAAGUAUCGUCUGCGGCUCCUACGAGACAUAAGCUGGUCAAAGUAGUCGGCGCUGGAGUUGUCGGCGUCGAGCUAUGUGCCGAUAUUGCGCAUUUCUGUCCCGGAACCGUGAUCCAUUUAGAAUUGCGGUCCACGAAGGACUGCAUCCUUCCGACCUACCCUAAGAGUGCGCGCGAUUACGUUAUGCGACACUUCGAGAAGCUGGGAAAUCGAUUCAAAAUCGUAUAUGCAAAUCCAAAUCAUGUUAUGGCUCGUCAUAUUUCAUUCGUGCUGGGCAUGAUAGCCAUGUUAUUUCAUUCUGGUUUUCGUCUGUCAAAAACCUCUACUUCUCCAAGGAAGAUAGAAGAAAUUAAUGCAGCUCCAUCUAUGAUAUACUUCAAGUUACGUGUUUUGAUCGUAUCCGCUAAAAAUCCAACUACGACGAACGACAUCCGCAACAAGCCAGAAGACGACUCGCAUUACGACCAAAUUUUUCAGUGUUACGUGAAAACGCCUCACGAUUCGUGUUCUUUUCUGGGCACUGACUACGUGAACUCCGCUACAGGCAAUGUUGUGACGAACAACCACUUGCAAGUCGUCGAACAGACGACAGGAGCACCCCUGCGGGGCUUCUUCGCUGUGGGAGAAUGCGUAGAUAUCCGACGUACGGGUGGUCGUGGUAGUGCCGGAGUAGACCGAAACCCGAUCAUGGAAGAUUCGUGGCUACUAAAGAGAUUUCAGGGAGGAUCUGCGCUUCGUAUGCGGAUGCCCGAUUCCCCUGGAGUCAGUCAGAAUAUGCUGGCAUCGAUGAGCACGUCCUCGGUCUCCACUAUUGAUCCUGAACAAGCUUUCGCCAACUAUGGUUACCCUUUCGUCAUGCUGUGGUCAUUACUCCUGUGGCUGUUCUCCAUCCUUUCGGCAUCGGCUCUAUGGGUGAAGGAGCAAUGGCGGAGCAACGCGAUCAGGGAUCUCACCCUAACACUCUAUACGCCGAUAGAUGUAGGAAAUGCGGUCCUGCGUCCUUCGCGCUAUUUCGUCGGCAAGCGCACUCUCGCGCUCGCCGCGAGAACAUCUUCAAAAACCAACACUUCUGGUGCUCUUUCCCUUUGGAACCGAAACCGGAAUGGGUAUGUCGCAGAAACUAUGGCGAAAAUAGCAGUCAAAAAUCUCAGUCGCCUUCACGAGCAUACUCUAGCAGCGGUGCGUAUUGCUCCUGCAGCCGCUCGACGACCAGACUCGUUCUCCAACGAGGCUGCUACAUCAUCCAAAGAAAUGACACAACAAGUCAGUACUAUGACGACAAAUGUUGAAAAAUGCCAAGAACCUGAACCACAUGAUUUUUCUUUCUCGUCUUCAGUACAACCGACGAAGAUGAAAUCAAAAGGGAUGAUGUUUGGUGCGGGAUUCGCUAUGUUUAAUUCUUUCGGCACGAUUACGAGUCCCUCCUCGAGCACCUUAGUGGAAAGACCAGGAGCUCCUGCAUCUUCGUCUUCCGCAUGCUCUUUUUCGACGUCAUCAACAGCAGGCUCAAAGAACAAGUUUUUCCUUUUCCGAAUGCUUGAGUCUAUCUUCUGCUUCUUAAGUUUGUCUGCGUGGCUCGCUCGGUUUAGGAGCACUAUCUCUCUCGCGGGGAAGACCCUCUGCAGACCAUUUGAUGAAGCAGGUCGACGCCUAUCCGAAUCCAAGCGCGUCUUCGUGGAGUCGCUGAUGGUCGUGCCCGUACUAGACGACUUGCUUUCCGCACCGCUGCUCCUCAAACGGGGCAGGAAGUCGUCCGAUCCGGAUAAGAAACCGUCUUCGGAUCAUUCGUCGUCGAGUUGUCUCUACUCGUACCUUGUCGGCAGUUCUCGUGGUGGUUGUAAAUCCGCAUCUAAGCAGUUACCAGUUCUCCCACCGCUCCGAUUGCUCUCCCUGAAGUGUACCGAGAACAUGUUUAGCGACUUGGAACUAGUGAGUCUGGGGCCCACCGACGGUGUCUGCGUGUCAGGCCCGUUCCUGCUUUGGAGCGGCCGCAUCGUUGUGUAUCUCAAGUACUUUGUCCAGAUCACCAAGAUGCGUGAAUUGUGCAGCAACAGCUUUCUCGACCGCUUCAUAUGGGGCCUCAUACCACAUUUCUGA
Amoebophrya sp. A25 is the source of this 3833-nucleotide messenger RNA. NCBI's taxonomy places the organism in Eukaryota, Dinophyceae, Syndiniales, Amoebophryaceae. The record is from the annotation of a GenBank genome assembly.